AUUCAUAAUGACGCAGUAGUGCGCCAGUAAAAAGCAAUCAUAGAGUAUUUUACUGUAAUUUUUAUCGAUAAUAAAUAGUAAUUCAUUUAAUCUGUAUUUUGCAGUACGAGUACGAAAGUAAUCCAAACUUGUUUCGUUAACUGUGCAAGAAAAAUCAUUCCCGAUAAGCCAUUCUGAAGCCCAAUGUGCAUGUGUUAAAAUGUGUUUAAUGUGACUGUCAAGUAUGAACAAGACUUACUGGCGUCUUUGCGUAUACUUUAGCCGAGUCUAGCGUAUUUUUUUAAAUUUUAUCUCCUUGUUCUUUUGGUUUUGUGUUCCGUUUUCACAUUUCGCUUCCGCGCCAGUUUUAUUGAUAUUCCUUUGCGAUCGUCCACUCGGUUCUUCAUUUUUUCAUCAGCUCUGGUAGGCGUCGCUUCUGUACAUCGCUUUUGAAGUCACGAGCAAAGACAUUUAGAGAGUCAAAAUUCGACUGCUUGGACAAUGGGUGAGGACGAUCAGGAAGGUAGAAGCCAGCGUGUUCUUCAGUUUGAACCCUUUUCGUCGUGCAUUGAUGCUGGUUUUUGGAGUGUGAUUACGAAAAAGAAAUUGGAAGAUUACGGUUUGGAUGAAUCGUUUCGGAAGAUUUACGGAACUUAUACAAUAGGAAGUUCUGCGAAUCUCCCGUGUUUGAUCAAUUUGGAUCAUGAUGCGACUAGGGACCAAACAACUUUUGGAGCGCGAUGGUAUCCCGUUUAUGGGAAAUUGCGGAUAUUUAAUACGAUUGAAAAUUUUCGAGAUGCUGAUAAGCAAAUGUUAGCUUCCGACGCUGCAUCCGAUAUAUGGCAAAUUAUAACGUCUGGCGAAGCUUUAAAAAAUCCCUCUCUUCUAAGCCGGUUUUACAUGCUGUGCUUCCUGGACCUGAAGAAAUACAUCUACAAUUACUGGUUCCUUUUCCCAGCACUCGUAUUUCCCGACAAAUGGGUACAUGAACGGGAGGCUAGAAGAGUGGGCAGCGUUUUUUCUGAGCAGGAAUUGACAGAUAUCAGCACUUUCGUGGAUAAACUGUGCUACCAACACAAUGCCUUCCUUAUUUCCCAUGAAACUCCGCUAAGACUGUGCCUACUGGAAGAACUUCCUGUGUUGUUAUCGGGCAGUGCUCAGAUUACGUUUGUUGUUUGUGAUGCUUCGGUACUGCCUGACAAUCCGGGAUGGACAGCCAGAAAUGUGAUGGCGUUGUUAGCUUACCAUAUUCGGCGUCAUCCAUCGUACAAGCACAUGCAGAUCCUCUGUUACCGCGAUAGGUUUCGCGACGGUGUGCGGGACAUCUCUCACAGUGUGGUGUUUGAUUUGAGGCCGGUGUUUAGUCCCAAGCAGGCUGCAGAAAAUGUUGCGGUGCCGAAUGGUGUUGGAUGGGAAAAGAACGAGAAAGGCAAACUGGGGCCGCGUCAGGUUGAUCUGAGCGGUCAGCUGGAUCCAAUAAAACUGGCGGAGCAAGCAGUUGAUUUGAACCUUAAACUGAUGCGAUGGCGAUUAGUUCCGGAACUGGAUUUAGCAAAAACUGCUGCUGUCAAAUGCUUGAUUGUGGGAUCGGGUACCCUUGGGUGCAACGUUGCAAGAUGCUUAAUGGGUUGGGGAAUAAAUAAUUUGACGUUCAUCGAUAAUGCCCGGGUAUCAUACUCUAAUCCCGUAAGACAGAGUUUAUUUACCUUUGAAGACUGUUUGAAUGGCGGAAAAAUAAAAUCACAAGCGGCAUCUGACGGAGUGAAGAGGAUUUUUCCCAGUAUGAAUUCGGUUGCGCAUCAGUUCAGCAUUCCUAUGCCGGGCCAUCCUGUUAGUGAGCACGUGCGGGAUAAAACGGCCGAAACUAUUCGCGCUCUGGAAAGUCUUGUUGAUGAGCAUGAUGUGCUUUUUCUUCUUAUGGAUACAAGAGAAAGUCGUUGGCUUCCCACCUUACUGGGGGCAGCGAAAAGAAAGAUUGUAAUCAACGCUGCUUUGGGAUUUGAUUCGUAUUUGGUUAUGAGGCACGGUAUGAUCCAUGAAAACAUUCCAACAUCCGACAAGGCUGUUCGGCAAAGAUUGGGUUGUUAUUUCUGUAAUGAUGUCGUCGCACCCGGUAAUUCCACGAGGGAUCGGACCCUUGAUCAGCAGUGCACGGUUACCCGACCCGGUAUUUCCAUGAUCGCCGCCGCACUGGCAGUAGAGUUGCUGGUCACUUUACUUCAGCAUCCUCUUGAGGCGGAAGCACCAGCGGAUGUCGCCAGUGAAGAUAGCUAUUUUCCAUCGGAUGCAGAUUCGGUUUUGGGAAUGGUUCCACAUCAAAUUCGUGGUUUCCUUUCCCGUCAUAAAACGGUUUUGCCGGCCACAUAUGCAUUUGAUAAGUGUACCGCAUGUUCGGACAUUGUAAUUCAAGAGUAUCGCAGCAGAGGCAUGGAAUUUCUCUUUGAUGUUUUUAAUGGCCCAGCUUCGUUUUUGGAAGAUUUGACUGGAUUAAGCAAACUGCAUGCCGAUUCUGAGAAAGCCGAAAUCUUAGACUUUAGUGAUGAUGAAAGUAUCACCAGCGUUCCGGAGCCGGUCAACUGAUUGAUGCGUUCCACAGCAUUUAUUGCUUUAUGCAUACAUUUCCGGGAACGAUCAAUUCAGAGUUUUCAAAUUAAAAACUGAGA
Messenger RNA from Paramacrobiotus metropolitanus, 2642 nucleotides. RefSeq names its product ubiquitin-like modifier-activating enzyme ATG7. Gene Ontology annotation, molecular function: Atg8 activating enzyme activity; Atg12 activating enzyme activity. Bases 481 to 2559 code for a protein of 692 amino acids. The transcript has 9 exons. The record is from RefSeq and is a predicted model, not a curated record. Gene Ontology annotation, biological process: protein modification by small protein conjugation; autophagosome assembly; C-terminal protein lipidation. Gene Ontology annotation, cellular component: cytoplasm; phagophore assembly site. Lineage: Eukaryota; Metazoa; Tardigrada; Eutardigrada; Parachela; Macrobiotidae.